Macrosteles quadrilineatus (aster leafhopper) is the source of this 340-nucleotide messenger RNA. Its product is annotated as homeobox protein Hox-D8-like. Lineage: Eukaryota; Metazoa; Arthropoda; Insecta; Hemiptera; Cicadellidae. The transcript is spliced from 2 exons. The record is from RefSeq and is a predicted model, not a curated record. The coding region runs from base 52 to 300 and encodes 82 amino acids.
CCAGAAGACGUGACGAUUCAAAACUACGUGACGUUACGGGAUCGUAAAAAGAUGCUCAUAGUACUAACAGCUGUAACCGCUGCAGAACCUGAGUUCUCGGCUUACUCUGUCAUCUCCGUCCAGUCGUCGAAGGCACAGCCGUACGUUUACUCCAUCGCUGGAUUGUAUCCCCCCUCUAUGUCUAUUUCCCCCCCUCCACCUCCAUCACCUCCUCCUUCGCCAUCUCCCCCACCAUGUACCCCUGUUAUCUGCAAGCCUAGCUUAUGUGGCAAAACCCCCUUACUGUUUAGGCCGUCAUGAAAGUUAUAGUUGUGAAUUUUAAAAUAAAUUGUAAGCUUAU